GACGACUCCCUUGCCCACAAUUGAUGUUUUACGUGCGUUUGCCAUUCGUUCUUGCUCGCUCUUUUUUGAGUUCUCGGGUUCUCCCCCGUCGUCAUACUGGCAUGAUGGACCAUGACUCCCUUUGCCCACAAUUGAUGUUUUUCGUGUGUUUGCCGUUCGUUCUUGCUUGCUCUUUUUUCAGUUCUCAGGUUCUCCCCGUUAGUCAUACUGGUACGAUGGACCAUCCGGAUCUCUGCAGUAGUCAUACCGCCGCCCAAGGCCCAACCCAGAAACUAAUUCGUUGGCUAUCAUUCAAAUGGCUUAAAGCCCGUUUGGGCCUUUGGGGUUACUAUGCAAAAGCCCCGUCCAAUUCUCCAAACAAUAAUAUGGGCCUUAAUAGUGACAAUUUUGAAACCUCUAAAACCCAACUUCAUGUCAAUACCCACGGCCCAGCCCAAUAUCUGGUUAAACUAUGGUCAACCGGGUAUCCACAUGUCCAAACGGGUCCAAUACAGGUCGUGUACUGCCGAUGGCUGUUACGGCCGGAGAACGGCUGGGAAAGGUGCUCCUCGGUCCGGUGAUUCCAUUGGUACCAUCGGCGUGCCAAAACAUGGAGGCGAGAAGCUGCGGUGGUCCGUGGCUUCCAGGGGAUUUUCCGGUAGAUCCCGUGGUUGUUGUCGGUCGGUGAGGGCUGAUAUGGGUCCCUGCUGAUGUGGAGCUUCGUUUGGCAUAGGUGGAGGUCGGCGACAUGACCGGACGGAACAGGUCAGUUUCUGGUUUGGGCGGCAUGGGUAGAGAAGAGAGGAGGGGAAGAGAGAAAA
Tripterygium wilfordii is the source of this 800-nucleotide messenger RNA. RefSeq lists its product as uncharacterized. The record is from RefSeq and is a predicted model, not a curated record. The transcript has 2 exons. Lineage: Eukaryota; Viridiplantae; Streptophyta; Magnoliopsida; Celastrales; Celastraceae. Bases 24 to 560 code for a protein of 178 amino acids.